AUGGAUGGCAACAGUCGAAGCACAGCAACAAUGACAAGGGAGAAUCAACAACAUAUCAUUGAAGGGCCAACCUCAGUUGGUGCAACUGACCGCUCGGCAUUCAAGGCCUCCGAGAAUGAAUUGAAGGCUGCUAACGAGGCUGCUGCCAAUAAUAAUGGCAUGGUUCGUGGUGCCACCCCAGAUACACCAACUAUCCCAUCUAUUGAAAAUAUCGUUCCCUCACAUAGACUCGAUGGACACGUCACCAUCGUGACCGGUGGCUCCGGGGGCUUGGCCCACACUCUAUCGCAAGCGUUGGCAGCACAAGGUUCGCAGAUAGCGUUGGUUGACCUUGUAGUUGAGAAACUGGCUACAGUGGAAUUCGAAUUACAAGAGUUCAUCAAAGUGAACAAAUUGAAACCUGUCACAAUUUCGACGUGGGCUUGUGAUGUCAGCGACGCGGCUCAAGUAGAAGAAUUGGUCACUGCAGUACCAAAGGAACAUGGCGGUAUCAUUCCCGAUAAGUUGGUUCACACCGCUGGUUAUUGUCAAAAUAUUCCUGCCACCGAGUAUCCCGCCGGCCGUGCAGAACAUUUGGUCAAGGUCAACCUGAUGGGGUCACUAUACAUAUGCCAAGCAAUGACUCGCCAGCUGUUGAGUCAUCGUAAGAGAAGAAAGUCGAUUUCUCAUAAUAUCAACUCCGUUGGUGAGGCUCUGCCUUUCUUCCCAAAUGCAUCUUUUGUCCUUAUUGGAUCCAUGUCCGGUCUGAUCGUCAAUACUCCGCAACCGCAAGUAGCAUACAAUAUGGCAAAGGCCGGUGUCAUUCAUCUAGUUAAGUCUUUGGCGUGUGAAUGGGCAAGAUAUGGUAUUCGUGUUAAUGCAAUCUCACCCGGCUACAUUGCUACACCUCUAACCAAGCAGGUGAUUAGUGCUUCACCAGAAGGUGCUGCAUUGCAAGAAGCAUGGACAUCGAAAGUACCAAUGGGUAGAAUGGCUGAACCAAAGGAGUUCAUCGGUGCUAUGCUUUAUCUACUAAGUCGUGGCGCUUCCAGCUACACAACAGGUGAAAAUUUGGUUGUCGAUGGUGGUUACACAUGUUGGUAG
Molecule: messenger RNA, 1083 nt
Organism: Zygotorulaspora mrakii
Lineage: Eukaryota; Fungi; Ascomycota; Saccharomycetes; Saccharomycetales; Saccharomycetaceae
Exons: 1
Coding region: 1-1083 (360 amino acids)
Molecular function (GO): oxidoreductase activity, acting on the CH-OH group of donors, NAD or NADP as acceptor
Source: RefSeq, a predicted model, not a curated record